AUGAAAUUCACUGCCUUGAUCGCAGCCUUCGCUGCGCAGGCCGCUGCCAUCAGUGUCUCCGGCGCUGCUGAGGGUUUCGCCAAGGGUGUGACCGGCGGUGGCUCUGCGAGCCCUGUCUAUCCCCAGACUACUUCCGAGCUGGUCUCGUACUUGGGCGACAGCCAGCCCCGUGUCAUUGUUCUGACCAAGACUUUUGACUUCCGCGGCACUGAGGGAACUGCUAAGAGCAGUGGAUGCUCUCCCUGGGGCACCAACUCCAAGUGUCAGAUCGCCAUCAACCAGAACAACUGGUGCAAGAACUAUGAGCCAAACGCCCCGACCGUCGGCUCCAUCUCCUAUGACAAGGCUGGUGUUCUUGGUAUCACCGUUGCCUCCCGCAAGACUCUCAUCGGCCAGGGCUCCGCCGGUGUGAUCAAGGGCAAGGGUCUGCGUAUCGUCAGCGGCGCGAACAACAUCAUUAUCCAGAAUGUUGCUAUCACCGACAUCAACCCUCAAUACGUCUGGGGUGGUGAUGCUAUCACCAUCGACAACAGUGAUAUGGUCUGGAUUGACCACGUCACCACCGCUCGCAUCGGUCGUCAGCACAUCGUCCUCGGUACCUCGGCCUCCAAGCGUGUGACCAUCUCCAACAGCUACAUUGAUGGUCGCAGCGACUGGUCCGCCACCUGCAAUGGCUACCACUACUGGGGUAUCUACCUGGAUGGUUCCAACGACUAUGUCACCUUGAAGGGCAACUACAUCUACCACACCAGCGGUCGCUCCCCUAAGGUCCAGGGCAACACCGUUCUGCACGCCGUCAACAACUACUGGUACGACAACGGCGGUCACGCCUUCGAGAUCGGCUCUGGUGGCUACGUCCUCGCCGAGGGCAACGUCUUCCAGAAUGUCGCCAACAUCCUCGACACCAGCAUGGACGGCAAGCUGUUCACUUCUCCCUCUGAUGGUGCCAACAAGGCCUGCAGCAGCGCCCUCGGCCGCUCAUGCGUGAUCAACGGAUUCGGAAGCUCCGGCAAGUUCAGCUCCGCUGACUCCAGCUUCUUGUCCAAGUUCAAGGGCCAGAACAUCGCCUCUGCUGCUCUUUAUACUUCGGUUGUCGCGAGCGUCAACGCCAAGGCCGGUCAGGGCAAGCUGUGA
Messenger RNA from Penicillium oxalicum, 1134 nucleotides. RefSeq names its product polysaccharide lyase family 1 protein. Lineage: Eukaryota; Fungi; Ascomycota; Eurotiomycetes; Eurotiales; Aspergillaceae. The transcript has 4 exons. Gene Ontology annotation, molecular function: pectate lyase activity. The record is from RefSeq and is a predicted model, not a curated record. Bases 1 to 1134 code for a protein of 377 amino acids.